UUUGGGCAUCUCCGAUGUGUAUGAGUAUGAUAACAUAUUAUUAUUAUUAUUAUAUUCAAUUUUAUCCGCGCGCAGAUUAGCUGCUCACUCAUCUCUCUCACCAAAUAAUCUGUCUAUCAAUCACUCCAAAUGGUACCACUAACUAGUGCUUCUGUUGAUGACUUGAACGUCGACGUUUUGGUCAACUACUGCUCUCAGCAUGUCCAUGGCUUCCCUCAGGCUCCGACCCACCUCACCAUUUCUCAGUUUGGGCAUGGGCAAUCCAAUCCGACCUAUUUGUUGGAAGCAAGUUUGGGAGGAUCUUCUGUGAAGCGGUAUGUUUUGAGAAAGAAACCUGCUGGGAAGUUACUACAGUCUGCUCAUGCUGUAGAAAGAGAGUUUCAGGUUUUGAAUGCAUUAGGUGCUUAUACACUUGUUCCGGUUCCUAAGGUUUUCUGUCUGUGCACUAAUUCAGCAGUGAUCGGAACUCCAUUUUACAUUAUGGAGUACUUGGAAGGACGCAUAUUUAUAGAUCCUACACUACCUGGACUAGCUCCUAUCAGAAAAAGGGCAAUAUAUAGUGCUACAGCAAAAGCAUUGGCUUCUCUUCAUUCUGCUGAUGUUGAUGCCAUUGGUCUGGGGAAGUAUGGGCGUCGAGACAACUAUUGCAAGCGUCAGGUUGAUAGAUGGGCAAAGCAAUAUCUUGCCUCAACUGGGGAGGGCAAGUCUCCAAGAAACCCAAAAAUGUUAGAGCUGGUUAACUGGUUGCAGCAGCACAUUCCUUCUGAAGAUUCAGCCAGCAGAAAAGCAAGUCUAGUCCAUGGUGACUUCCGAAUUGAUAAUCUUGUAUUUCAUCCCAUUGAGGAUAAAGUGAUUGGCAUUCUUGACUGGGAGUUGUCCACUCUCGGAAACCAAAUGUGUGAUGUUGCAUACAGCACCUUGCACUACUUGGUAGAUUUUGAUCUGGACAAGGUACAUCAGCAUAAAGGUAUCGAAGCUACAGGAAUUCCACAAGGAAUUCCUUUACUGUCUGAAUAUCUAGCAGAUUACUGCUCUGCUUCUGGAAAACCAUGGCCUCUUGCUGAGUGGAAAUUUUAUGUUGCCUUUUCAUUGUUCCGGGGGGCAUCAAUUCAUGCAGGGCUGCAUAGCAGAUGGAUCAUGGGUAAUGCUUCAGGUGGUAAGCGUGCUCAAAAUUCAGGAUUAAAAGCUGAUGCUAUUAUAGAAGCAGCAUGGUCUUAUAUUGAAAGGAAAUCUGUUCUUCCACAGCACCCUGCAUCUGAUAGAUCUGCACAAGGUCAAUUGGAGCAUUUUAACGCUGGAAGUAUAAAUCAAAAGACAUCAACUGGAGGCAGAUUUGUUCCUAAUUAUAAGAUUGUUGAGCUCAGAGAUAGAUUGAUACAAUUCAUGGAGGAUUAUAUAUAUCCAAUGGAAAAAGAAUUCUAUAAACUUUCCAACACUUCCAUGCGUUGGACUGUUCACCCGGAGGAGGAGAAGUUGAAGGAGAUUGCUAAGCAACAAGGAUUGUGGAACUUAUGGUUACCUUUAGAUAGUGCUUCUAGGGCAAGAAAAGUACUUUUUGAUGGGAGUAAUGACGACAAGGUGUUUGAUCAGUUGCUGGGUGCAGGCCUUUCAAAUCUCGAGUAUGGUUACCUUUGCGAAAUCAUGGGUCGUUCAGUUUGGGCUCCACAAGUGUUUAAUUGUGGGGCACCUGACACUGGAAAUAUGGAGGUGCUACUACGCUAUGGCAACAAAGAGCAAAUGCAAGAAUGGCUUAUUCCACUGCUCGAGGGAAAGAUUCGCUCUGGUUUCGCAAUGACUGAACCUCAAGUUGCAUCUUCUGAUGCAACCAACAUUGAGUGUUCAAUCGAAAGGCAAGGAGACUCAUAUAUCGUCAAUGGGAAAAAAUGGUGGACUAGUGGAGCCAUGGAUCCUAGGUGCAAAAUCCUUAUAGUAAUGGGAAAAACCGAUUUUAAUGCUCCUAAACAUAAGCAGCAAACCAUGAUAUUAGUAGAUAUCAGGAGUCCUGGAGUACAAGUAAUUAGACCCCUCACUGUAUUGGGUUUUGAUGACGCACCUCAUGGGCAUGCAGAAGUAUACUUUGAGAAUGUUUGUGUGCCAGCAAAGAAUGUUUUACUAGCAGAGGGCGGUGGUUUUGAAAUUGCUCAGGGUAGGUUGGGUCCGGGAAGGUUGCACCAUUGCAUGAGACUAAUUGGAGCUGCUGAACGUAGUGUGGAACUGAUGGUUCUAAGAGCUCAUCAAAGAAAAGCAUUUGGAAAAUUUAUUGCUCAACAUGGGUCCUUCCAGUCUGAUCUUGCCAAGUGUCGUGUAGAGCUUGAAAAAACCAGAUUAUUAGUUCUGGAAGCUGCUGACCAGCUUGAUCGAGUUGGCAACAAAAAAGCUCGUGGGAUUCUUGCGAUGGCCAAGGUAGCAGCACCAAACAUGGCUUUAAUGGUAAUCGACAUGGCAAUGCAAGUCCAUGGCGCAGCUGGUCUAUCUGGCGACACUGUUCUAUCCCACCUCUAUGCUACAGCGAGAACUUUGAGAAUUGCAGAUGGUCCCGAUGAAGUUCACCUGGGUACUAUUGCAAAAUUAGAACUACAGAGAGCAGCUAAGCUUUAAAUCUGUAUACACAAAAUCUGAAAAGUAAAUUACUGGAAGACAAAAAACUGAGUAAGCAUGUAAAGUGUAAUAAACAAAUAUUAUAGUCGUCGUAUAGUAUAGUUUCCUUCUAUA
Messenger RNA from Daucus carota subsp. sativus, 2712 nucleotides. Its product is annotated as probable acyl-CoA dehydrogenase IBR3. NCBI's taxonomy places the organism in Eukaryota, Viridiplantae, Streptophyta, Magnoliopsida, Apiales, Apiaceae. Gene Ontology annotation, biological process: fatty acid beta-oxidation using acyl-CoA dehydrogenase. Gene Ontology annotation, cellular component: cytoplasm. Gene Ontology annotation, molecular function: flavin adenine dinucleotide binding; acyl-CoA dehydrogenase activity. The record is from RefSeq and is a predicted model, not a curated record. Bases 130 to 2598 code for a protein of 822 amino acids. The transcript has 17 exons.